Molecule: messenger RNA, 1716 nt
Organism: Mytilus trossulus (common blue mussel)
Lineage: Eukaryota; Metazoa; Mollusca; Bivalvia; Mytilida; Mytilidae
Exons: 7
Coding region: 1-1140 (379 amino acids)
Molecular function (GO): protein binding
Source: RefSeq, a predicted model, not a curated record
AUGCCGAAUCAUUGUGGCAUUAUGUCCCACACUGGUGAUGAAGAGGAUAACAUAGUUCAUGUUGUUGUUAUAAUUCUUUGUCUCGGAAUAUCUAUUGCUGAAUUAUGUUUGCCUGACGACAAUGUGUAUUACCACAAACAGUUAGAGACGUGCGAGAAAUGUGACAGUUGUCUGCGUGGAGCAGGAAAAGACACAGUUAAUGUCAAUAAGAAAAUAAGAUGGGAUGAAAAUCAUGGAGCAUUGACGUGUACACCUUGUGUUCUAUGUUUGAAUGGAUACUACAACAAUCGAAGAGCAUUCCACUGCCAACCAUGCAAGAACUGCUCACAAGAGAAUCGGUACGAGUUGUUGUCAUGCACAAAAAGAAGAGACGCUGUUUGUGGUGACGUCAUUAUAACGGAAGUACCUGUUACAUACAGCACAAGAGAAUCCAUUCCUUCAGAGCCUUCGUAUUUGGUUGCAUGGGUGGUUGGUGCCGUUGGUUCUGUCGUUGUAGUUUUUGCAAUCAUUGUAUGUUUGCUAUUCCUACAAAAAAAGUUGAAGCAGUCUGAGAAAAACUUUGCAAUGAACAACCAUUCAGAAUCUGCACAGAAGGUACCUUUGGUUGUUCUUGAUAAUAAAUCAAAUUCCAGUGGUCAAAAAUGGUUUGAAAGAAAUGGAAGCUUCAGUUCAAACCGGGAAAGAACGAAUACUCUGUCCACCACUGUUGACAACAGCAGAAACAGUGUUUGUGACUGUGAAACAACACCAAAAGUGAUUGUUACCAGCGUUAACGAUACAAAUGUACACCAAGAUCGAGAAACCACUGUCCAUCUUAAUCAUGGAGAAACACUUUUUCAUCAACAACACGCAGAGACAACAGUUAAGAAAAACAACAUUAUUUGCUGUGCUACUACAUUUGAUCCGUCCAUUGAGGAUGUCAGCAAAAGCUCUUACAUCUGUGAUAGUUUGGAUUCCUCAUCAGAAACAUUAUUGAAAGAAAGGUCUUCAAAUCAUAAAAAUACAGCUCUGUCAAAAAUUGAAUCACAUGAUGUUAAAAUAUCUGAUUGUAGACCUUUGAAUAACUUUUCUCAUUUAAAAAAUAGUAAUGUGAACUAUUCGUAUAUUUCCAAAUGUGAAAGUAAUUCUACUACAGUUUAAGAUGGUACCUAAUACUACAGGGAAAUAAAUCUGAAAAUCAGCUUAAAGUUUUAUUCACGUUUUAUUGUUAAGGAAAUAUAAAGCUUCUCAAUUAUAAAAAUUAGUGUCAAACUGCUAUAUAUCCAAUGCAAUUUUCCGAAAAAGAUAUUGGUUCAAAUUGUUUUUGAAAUUUUAUAUUUUUAUGAAAAUUAAACGAGCCAAAACAUGUUAUUCAAGGUGUUGGGUACCACCUUAAGACAGGGUAUUAUUAACAUUUGUUCUUACAAGCUAUUAUGAACUUGAAGAUAUCUUAUGUACCAGGGUUACAAUUUAAUUUUCAUAUAUUAAUUCUAACAUUUUCCCAGUCAUUUCACAUGUUUCAUAAUAAUAUUCUAAUGUUGAAAUAUGCAUGUAUUAUGCCUUGUAUUUUUAUUAUUUCUAAAUAAACAAACCUACAAAAUCAAACUAGGCUUUGAUUAACAACAUUUUCAUACUUUUGUUCAUUUUGGCGAAAGAUUAUUGUAAACAAUAUGUUUACUAAAUUUCAAAUUUAACAAAAAAUCGAUUCUCGUUACUCUGUCUUUUCUGUACAAGGUA